CCGCUUAGGGCUUUCCUCGCUCCAAAAACCAUCGUCCGCUCAGCGCAUACAGUGAACUUCCGAGAAAAAUUGCAGAGAGGGAGAAGAUAUAUAUAUAUAUAUAUAGAGAGAGAGAGAGAGAGAGAGCGCGAGAGAGAUAUGGCGAGUGACUCAGACAUGGGUAACUGGACCGAUCUCCUCCAUUCGUCUUCGAAGCUUCUCGAACAAGCCGCUCCUUCUGCUCAGUUCCCUCCUCUUCAGAGAAAUUUGGAUCAAUUGGAAGCGUUGUCGAAGAAGCUCAAGUCUAAAACACUAAGGACCGAAGCUCCUUCUCAAUCCCUUGCUGCCACUAGGCUGCUAGCCCGUGAAGGAAUAAAUGCGGAGCAGCUUGCUCGGGAUCUUAAAUCUUUUGAAUUAAAGACGACGUUCGAGGAUGUCUUCCCAGCCGAGGCAGCAAGCGUUGAAGAAUAUCUGCAGCAGGUCCAUGAGAUGGCAAUGGUCUCAGCUGUCCAGGAAGCUCAGAAGGAUAACCUUAGAAGUUUUAAUGAUUAUAUGAUGAAGGUUUUGGAGGAGGAUUGGCAAAAGCAAAAACGGGGCUUCCUUCAGAACCUGAGCCGAAUUUCAACAUUACCGCGGACUAACAUGGGUCUUUCAAGCACCGAGGGUACUCACCUCGGUCAAAUAGCGUCUGUGACUUCUAGUCCUCAGGUUUCAUCUAGUCCAACUGGCAUGGAACAUACUCCACUGGCUCAUAAGCCCGUCCUUGAGAAAAAAGCUGCAGCUUAUGCUGAAGUUGUGAAAAAUCUCAACAAUGCAAGAGAACGUGGCUUACCAUUUAAACCUGCUACAGCCUUCAAGGGUGCUUAUGAAAGUUUGGGUGUUGAUGCAACUGGUGGAAAAUCAGUUAGUAUGCAGAAGAUUUGGCACCUAAUGCAGACAUUGAUGGGUGAGGAUACAAAUGUUCAACGGAAUGUUUCGAGAAAAAUGUCUUUAGUUGUUGGGGCAAGGCGCCAUCUCGAAUGGGGACAUGAGAAAUAUAUUAUAGAAACAAUACAAAGUCAUCCAGCACAGGCGGCUCUUGGUGGGGCAGUUGGAAAUUUGCAAAGAAUUCGCGCCUUCCUUCGGAUACGUUUAAGGGAUUAUGGGGUUCUAGAUUUUGAUGCAGGAGAUGCUCGUAGGCAGCCACCUGUGGAUACCACUUGGCAGCAGAUUUAUUUUUGCCUGAGAACUGGUUAUUAUGAUGAAGCGAGAAAUGUUGCCUUGUCAUCUCGUGUUUCACACCAAUUUGCUCCUCAGCUUACAGAGUGGAUCACUACUGGAGGUAUGGUAUCUGCAGAGACUGCAGCUGCUGCUUCGGAAGAAUGUGAAAAAAUGUUAAGGACGGGUGAUAGAGUGGGUCGAGCUGGAUAUGACAAGAAAAAAUUACUACUAUAUGCUAUCAUAUCUGGUUCUCGCAGGCAGAUUGACCGUCUGCUUAGAGAAUUGCCUUCAAUUUUUAAUACGAUAGAGGAUUUCUUGUGGUUCAAAUUGUCUGCUGUACGAGACUGUCCUGCCAGUUCCUAUUCUGUUGUCCUGAAUGAGGGACUGUUACCCUACAGUUUGGAUGAUUUGCAGGUAUACCUAAAUAAAUUUGAGCCAUCAUAUUAUACAAAGAAUGGAAAGGACCCUCUGGUAUACCCAUAUGUUUUGCUUUUAAGCAUCCAGUUGGUACCAGCAGUCCUGUAUUUGUCCAAGGACGUGGGAGAUGAAGGAUAUAACAUAGAUGCUGCCCAUAUAUCAAUUGUGCUGGCGGACUAUGGGGUCCUUUCUGAAGGUGCUGGGGCAGGGCAGAAACUGGGGUUGAUGGAUUCUUUUGCAGAAGCAUCUAACAUAAUCAGGCAGUAUGGGUCAGUGUAUUUACGUCAUGGUAAUCUUUCAAUAGCAUUGGAAUAUUAUGCACAAGCUGCUGCUGCAGUGGGUGGUGGACAGUUGUCAUGGAGUGGGAGAGGUAAUGUAGAUCAGCAAAGGCAGAGAAGCUUGAUGUUGAAGCAACUCCUUAUGGAGGUCUUAUUAUGGGAUAGAGGUAUUUAUCUUUUGCUUGGUCCAAGAGGUGCUGGAGAAGAAGGUGAGGUGGGGAGGUUUUUGACCACUGUACAAACAAGACAACAGUUUCUUCUUGAAGCUGCUCACAAGUGUCAGGAAGCUGGGCUUUAUGACAAAUCUAUAGAAAUUCAUAAGAGAGUUGGGGCAUUUUCAAUGGCGUUGGACACAGUAAAUAAAUGCCUCUCAGAAGCAAUCUGUGCCCUUUCACGCGGUAGAUUGGAUGGUGAUAGCCGGACUGCCGGUCUUAUUCUUUCUGGAAAUGAGAUCCUGGAUGCAUAUAAAUAUACUUCUGAAGCUGAAAUGAGUUCUCAAGAGAGAGAACAUGUUUUAGGGCAACAAACUGUGUUGAGACAGCUUGAAGCAAUAUUGUCUAUCCAUAAGUUGGCAAGAGUGGGCCAUCAUGUAGAUGCUCUAAGGGAGGUUGCCAAUCUUCCAUUUCUUCCGUUAGAUCCACGACCACGAGCACCAGAUAUUGCAACUGAUGUGUUCCAGAAUUUAUCUCCACAUGUCCAAGCUUGUGUGCCGGACCUUUUGAAGGUUGCUCUUCAUUGUUUGGACAAUGUCUCUGAUUCAGACGGAUCUCUUCGUGCCCUGAGGACCAAGAUUGCGAAUUUUCUUGCCAACAAUUUGAAUAGGAACUUCCCUCGAGAUUUGUAUGAAAAGGUUGCUCGAAGCUUGUGAAGCAAAUCUGUGUAGUGUGUCCAGGACGGCUUGUUAAGGAGAUUCAUGGUGAAUGUAUCAUUUUUGUAUAGAACUGAAAAUUGUUUUAAGUGUUUCUAUGAUGCCAUUUUUGUUGGUGAAUUUAACUGGGGAAGAAAGUUAUGCUACUACUUGCGGGAACUUGUACUUCA
Cornus florida is the source of this 2912-nucleotide messenger RNA. RefSeq names its product nuclear pore complex protein NUP93A-like. Gene Ontology annotation, molecular function: structural constituent of nuclear pore. NCBI's taxonomy places the organism in Eukaryota, Viridiplantae, Streptophyta, Magnoliopsida, Cornales, Cornaceae. The record is from RefSeq and is a predicted model, not a curated record. Bases 139 to 2742 code for a protein of 867 amino acids. The transcript has 15 exons. Gene Ontology annotation, cellular component: nuclear pore. Gene Ontology annotation, biological process: protein import into nucleus; poly(A)+ mRNA export from nucleus.